Molecule: messenger RNA, 525 nt
Organism: Pyricularia grisea
Lineage: Eukaryota; Fungi; Ascomycota; Sordariomycetes; Magnaporthales; Pyriculariaceae
Exons: 2
Coding region: 1-525 (174 amino acids)
Source: RefSeq, a predicted model, not a curated record
AUGGCAGCUCUUAAAUUUGAACAAGGCGUCAAAUCCGCGAGUUCCAAGCGUACAGCCGAGGCCGGAAUUCUUCCAACCUGUCCAGGCCAGGUCUGCAUUGGGGUAGUCACAGCGGUUGACAAAGACGGUGCCCGCAUGGAGCUGCUCGAUGAGCUCCUCGCCACAGGAAUUAUCGCGCGUCCAAACGCUGGCGGUCAGGCCGUAAUCACUUUCGUUGAUGAGGCAGACCGCUUUGUCGUUGCUGGCCACCUAGGCGACUGGAGUCACAGCGCCGAACGUCUCGUCCCUCAUGACCGCCAUUUCAAACUUGCCAUACACGUCGGCAUGGACGCGGAUGCGUUCGACGGCGCAGCAGCUUUGGUUUGUGUUGAAAACCGCAACGUCGACCAGCUGGGAGGCGACGUACUCAAGUUCGGCGUCCACACGGACGUAGGCGGCGUUGUUACCACCCAACUUCAGGCCGGGCCUUUUCGAUGCCGGUGGCCGGCUGCUCGACCACCACUUGGUUUAUGCACGGGGAAUUGA